Messenger RNA from Microdochium trichocladiopsis, 278 nucleotides. RefSeq lists its product as uncharacterized. Lineage: Eukaryota; Fungi; Ascomycota; Sordariomycetes; Xylariales; Microdochiaceae. The coding region runs from base 88 to 264 and encodes 58 amino acids. The transcript has a single exon. The record is from RefSeq and is a predicted model, not a curated record.
CUGUGCCCAUCUUUAUUUCCUUGGGGGAACGCAUCACAAGUACUCGGGAGAAGUUCCAAGGCGGCUGGUACGAGACGGACGGGACCCAUGCUGGGGGCCCCCGCAGUGGUGACGCCAGCCGGACACCGUGAAAUUCUUCUGACACGAUACGGAGCUGCUCGCCGAACCAGAACGGUCCAAAGCCUGGGCAAAUCUUGGCAGGGCUGGAUAUUGCUGUUGCUGCUAGGCUGUGUGCAACGGGCGGCUCACGGGACGACGAUGUAAUAGCGGUGGAGGAG